GACCCAUUGAUUCUCCACCCACCGUAUACCGGCCGGCCUUCCUCCGCCGCGCAAUCCAUUGAGGCAUCUGCGUACCCACUACCACCUCAAUAUCCCGCCUCGCCUUCCUUCUCGCAAAUGUCGAGAAGCCCACAACCUAUCAAGCAAGGUAGUCAAUCACCUUACCCCAGCCCAUAUGGCUCAUAUCCAUACCCACCACCCCGCCGACCCUCUCUUGCUUCCCAUCAAUCUUUCAGCAGCGAAAACGGCAACCUCAGCGGCGAGGAGUCGAAAGAAAAGGGACGAUGCACUUACCCAGAGUGCGGGAAGUUAUUCAAGGACUUGAAAGCCCAUUUGCUCACCCACCAGAAUGAGAGGCCCGAGAAAUGCCCCAUCCAAACAUGCGAUUAUCACAUCAAAGGCUUUAGUCGGAAGUACGACAAGAACAGGCACACUCUCACACACUACAAAGGCACCAUGGUAUGUGGUUUCUGCCCGGGUUCCGGAUCUGCGGCAGAAAAGUCCUUCAACCGCGCAGAUGUCUUCAAGAGACAUUUGACUUCCGUCCAUGCUGUUGAGCAAACACCGCCAAACAGCCGAAAGAAGACGUCCGGCAACAUUAAUAACACCAAGAAGCUCUCAGGAUAUGCGCCAGAUGCCACUGGCAAGUGUUCCACCUGCUCGGGCACCUUCUCGAAUGCACAAGACUUCUACGAGCAUCUGGAUGACUGCGUUCUUCGAAUCGUGCAACAAGAGGAGCCUUCAGAGGCAAUCAAUGCUGCGCGCCUUGCAGAGGUUGAACAAGAUCAGGCGGUCCAUGAGACCCUCCGCAACAACGCCCUGCUAACCGCAACCACCAACAUGUACUCGGCAGAGGAGGAUGAAGAUGGAGAGGACCUCGAAGACGUGAACGACGACGAUUUCAAUCUCCGCCCCAAGUCCUCGCGAAAGGGUCGGGGCCACCGCAACCCUGCAAAUGGGGUACAAAAAUCUCGAGGACUCACACACUCGAAAGGCGGUGUGACACUGAACACAAAGGGUCGCAAGAAGCGCAAGGACUACCCAUCUUCCUGGGGGUGCCCAGCUUCACAAAUGAAAAUGAAGAAGCGCGUUCUCUGCGUGUUCGACGGGCAACGUCGUCUCUGGAAAGAUGACAUGAUGUUGGACACGGACUAUGAAGUUCGCAUGAAGCUCAGUGACGGGAAAGCAUACGUCACUGACCUCGAUGUCCAAUCUAUGCGACGAGCAGACGCCUUCCACAACUCCACUGAGGAGGAGAAAGGCCCAUGGAUCGCUGAUGACUUGACGGGAAUGGAUUUGGAGAAGCUAAUGGAAGUUCCAAGCAAGCGCGAAUAGAGUCGCCGCCUUCUCUCAUGAGAUAUGGAAUAUGUGUUAUGAAGAUACCUUUCUUCGUUUAUACCAAAUUUUUUUUUUGACGACAUACUUUUUUCUUUUAAUUGGCGUACGGGUUCUGGGACGGACGAUACCAUUGCAGAAGACAAAAGCUCUAUUCCAAUUUAUCAUCAUCAGCAUGCAUGCAUGAGAGAGUCUGCUUCGUGGAGCGUUUUUCAGCGCUAUGGGUCUCUACCUCUCUCUGCCCUUCUCAUCUUCAAGACAGUGUUCGGCCGCCGGCCGGUCCGUAUCAUGUAUGUUCGCAAAUAGCUAGCUGUUGGCUGGGAGGAGAAACAUGUUACUAUUAAAGUAAUUAUAAAUGAGAGUCAAAUCUUCACUACCACCAUCGU
Hyaloscypha bicolor E is the source of this 1721-nucleotide messenger RNA. Its product is annotated as putative metallothionein expression activator. The transcript has a single exon. The record is from RefSeq and is a predicted model, not a curated record. Lineage: Eukaryota; Fungi; Ascomycota; Leotiomycetes; Helotiales; Hyaloscyphaceae. Gene Ontology annotation, biological process: regulation of transcription by RNA polymerase II. The coding region runs from base 118 to 1335 and encodes 405 amino acids. Gene Ontology annotation, cellular component: nucleus.